Molecule: messenger RNA, 816 nt
Organism: Acaulospora morrowiae
Lineage: Eukaryota; Fungi; Glomeromycota; Glomeromycetes; Diversisporales; Acaulosporaceae
Source: the annotation of a GenBank genome assembly
AUGAGUACACUGUAUUCUCCCCUGGUAAAAGACAGAUGGAACGAGAAGGACACGUUACUUCUAAUUAAAGAGUUAAACCUGUCUCAAGGAAAUUUCAAGAAGGCUGCCGAACUCUUGGGACGUCCUGUUCGCGAGUGCUACAAAAAGUGGUCGGCAGACCUAAGAUCCUCGACAAACUUCCUCGUAAGAGUGCGUCCCAUUCGUAGAACUCGUCCGAGUGUUCUCAGACCAGCCCCAAGAUUUCUUAACACGCUAACAGUAGCGAGCGUCUCUAGUCCGAUCACAAACGAAGAAUAUGUUCGUAUAAAGAAACUGAUGAACAUUGACAAUAUAUUGAAUCCCAAUGACGCAUACAUGGAGAAUGUAAGGUUUAAAACAGCCCUCAGAAUUUUGCACGAAUUUCGGCCAGAACAAGAGGAAUUGAGCGAGAGUAUUUACAUGGAAAUCGUGAUUUAUAUGCAGCAAAUGUGUCGUGCAGCAAGUGGGUAUCCAAUUGGACGAAAAAACGAAUUCGAGCCUUAUAUUGCAUGUUACAAUGAACAAUCAAUGGCGAAGAGUCAAGUACAACUCUCAAAGGAAUGCUUAAGGCUGAUAUCAUAUAAGUUUGAUGGAACGCAUAAAGUGUUUAUGGGCAUAUCGGUCGGUAAGAAUGGUGUAGAAGUUGGUUUCGGCUUUAAGAAAAAAACGGAUGCAAGUGUACUCCUUGGAGAAUUAGCAGUUAAAUUAGGAAAGUUUUUUGGUUAUGAACUUAUAGAAUUUUGCUUUUUAUCAUACAUGACAAGAAAACUCUCGAAAGCGGAGAAGACUGAUUUCUGA